Molecule: messenger RNA, 2727 nt
Organism: Tetrahymena thermophila SB210
Lineage: Eukaryota; Ciliophora; Oligohymenophorea; Hymenostomatida; Tetrahymenidae
Exons: 2
Molecular function (GO): phosphatidylinositol binding; ubiquitin binding
Source: RefSeq, a predicted model, not a curated record
AUGUCUUUAAGGGAGCUUGAUAACUUAAGGGUUUACCUCAUUUCUAAAGAUUAAUAUAAAAAAACUGGCAGAUACAAAGAAAAUAUUAAGUAAGGAAAUUCUGAAAUCAUUCCUGUUGUUUUAGAAACUAUUGAAAGUAUCAUUACUAAUAAAAAAGAAGAACCUAUGACUCGCCUUAAUGCGCUACGUCUACUAAAAGAAUGCGUUGAUUUAGAUAAUGAAUUAUUCAAUCAUAAUGUUGAAAAUGGUGUAUUAAAUACAAUUUACUAAUUUGCUAUUUAGCUUGAUCGCAAAACUCUUUUGAAAGCUAAUCCGACUGUACAUGAAGAAAAGAUCAGUAUGAGCUUCUACAUCCUUUGUUUGGAAUGCAUCAAGAUGUGGGCUCAUUGGUAUCCUGAGCAUAAAGGUGCUUCAUCUUAAUUUAAAAAAUUAUACAUAAGUUUAAAAGAUAACGGAUUUAAAUUUCCUGCUAACUUCAAUUUUUUUAAGGAUGCAGACUUGUAUAAAUUUAAUCCUCAAAGAAAAGCUGAAUACUUGCUCACAAACACAUUAAAGCAAGUAGAAUUCUUAAAGAAUAUAUAAGAUAAUGAAAGCUAUGACUAAAUAAUACUCACCCUCAGAGAUUUUGAUUAUUUUUUAAGACACUCUAAUGAAAUAAUUCAUAAUUAACAUCAAGACAUACCAUAAAAUACUCAACGAGAUUUACAUAUGGUAUAACCUCUCGUUGCGAGCUUACAUCCGAUAUUAAAUGAAUUUAAAAUUGGAAAUAUCACCUUCAUUUAAUUGAGAAAAUAAAUAUAAAAUGUAAUUAAUAAUUAUGAAACCUCCACACAUCAAAGAUCUUCUGAGCCAUUUAUUUCUCAUAAACAUAUUUCUCCUAACAGUAGUGAGGAUUUUGAUUUGAAAUGUGAAAAUAUUAUGCUGAGCUCUAUAAAUAAUAUGCAAAUGUCUCAAUCACUACUUGAUGAUAAGUAAAUACACUCUAUCUUAAGAUAGAAUUAAAAUAAUAAUAAUAAUAUUAAUUAUGCUGGAAGUUAAAUGUAAAACACAAAUUCUGUAGUAAGCUUUGAUACAAAUGAUAUAGAUUUUAAUAAAAAUACUUCUAUCCUAGAUCAAAAGUCUAGCUUUGCUUAGAAAUCUAGUUAAUAAUAGCUAUUUUAAAGAGUAGCCGCCAACCCAUCUAAGUAAAUUGCUUAAAAUAAAGAUUUCAACUUUACAGAGUAAGGUUAAAUUGAGAGCUUAGAAGAACGUGUAGCUUAGUUAGAGAAAUCUAAAGAAAUUUUAGAAUAGAAGUAAAUUUAAUAAAUUAGUGCUAUUGAAGCAUUGAUUACAGAAAAUAAAAAACUCUAAACUCUUGUUGAUUAAAAGUAAGAUGAAAUUGAUUUAUUAGAGAGUAAAAAAACUUAUUUCUCAUACUCAACAGAUUAUCAAAACCUUCUCUGCACUCACUAAAAGCUUGAGUAGGACUAUAACGAGCUUCUGCAUAAAUCAAAAAAUUUUGAAUCAGAAAAAGAUUUAAUUGUUCAAGAAAAUGAGCACUUGAAAUAAUAGCAAGUCUCAUUAAAAGAAAUGGUUGAAAACUAAAAAGAAACAAUUAAAUAACUCUAAAUUAGAGUAAAUGAUCUAUAAAAUAAUAUUAAUGUACUUGAAAACGAAAGAGAAAGCUUCAAAAAAGAUUUAGACAGAAAAUAUUAAAUAAAUCAAUUAAUAAAUAUAUAAUAAAAAAAUGAUUAUCAAGUAAGCUAAAAUUUAGAUAUAUCAAAUAAUUAUGCUUCUUUACCUGCCCCUAAUACUCUACAUAAAUUUAAUUAAAAAGAUUUUAUGAGAGGAAUUUCAGUACCUAAAAAUCUAAAUUUGUUUUCCUUUUUAAAUGACGACUGCGAAAUUAAUUCUUAUACUUUCAAAUUAGGCUGCCUUCAUUCUUCUGUAAAUAUUUAUGAAAACGAUUUAAUCAAAGUCUUGGUAUGCAAAAUUGAUUAAUAAGAGUUAAAUUAAAAUAUUAUUUAAAAUCCUAAUGGAGCUCCAGUCACAGCUCACAUGGGCCUUAAUAUUUCAAUAUUAAAUAAAUCAAAUAUCAAUUUAAAGCAUUUUGAAAUAUCAUAUCGCUCAAACAAUUCUUUAAAAAUAACUUCUGACACUGCUAACUCAUCCUAAGCAGCAUAUGUAUUAAAUAGCUAAAAUAUAUUCUAGCAAAAAAUUUACAUAGAAGUUAAUACUAUUCCAUUCUAAGUACCAAACAUGAUUAUCAAACUAUAAUCUAAUUAUAUAUCUUAAAAUUUGACAAUUCCUCUUCCUAUAACUAUUAAUUCUAUGGUACAAUCUUAAGCUAUUUCAUAAAACUCAUUAAACGAUACAAUUGGUAAUUGGAAUAGUUCCCCUAAUGACUCUAUUUAUAAAUCUGUCGUAUUUACAGUUAGUAAAUAGCUAGUUGAUAAAAAGUACUCAUUACAUCAGUUCUUCCCAACUUUUACCCAUGUACAAAGUGCUUCAAUUAACUUCUAUGAAUUAAUCGGAAUUGUAAAAAUACCUCUAGUAAAUAAUAUUAAAGCAGCUUUAAAAGUAACUUUAGUUAAUGAUAGAUUCAUUUGCUUUUAAAUAAAACCCUUAACUCAAGAAAUGAGAUCACUUUCAGGAUCAGAAAACUAAGCUUAUCCUAUGCUAAAAAAUAUUUAGUCAAAUACUUUAUAAUUUAUUAUACAAACUUACUAAGAACUAUUUUCAGAUUGA